AUGUUGGCUAUGUUGCAUAGGAGGCAUGGCUGCGCAAUGCCACUAUCCGCGAGAACAUCCUAUUUGGCGAAGCCGUAUGAUCAGCAGCGCUAUGAGGGGGUGCUGCAUAUCUGUACACUAAAGCCUGAUCUGCGGAUCCUGACUGCUGGCAACCAGACCGAGAUUGGCAAGCAUGGUGUGAUGCUGUCAGGUGGCCAGAAGCAGCAUGUUGCAUUGGCGUAUGCUGUGUACUUGGACUGCAAGAUCCUACUUAUUGAUGACUGUCUGUCAACUGUCGAUGCGCACACUACCAAGCACAUCCUGAUGGAAUGCCUGCUGAACAAGUCAUCGCUGAUGCAGGACUGCACUUGUGUCCUCAUCACUUGUCAUAUAUCGAUGUGUCUUCCUAUAUGCGUAGUACAUCGUGGUGAUGCGCAAGGGCAAGGUUGCGCUCAAGGGCAAUCCACAGGAACUACAAGCCUUGGGCUGAUUCGCUGCCACACUUGCUGAGCUCAACACUAAGGAAGACACCAAGUUCUGACGAUGGAUUAAAGGGCAAGGAAGUUGAUGGCAUCGAAGAUGAUGGCAAUGCCGAGCAGGCCAAGGCUAUCAAUGAUCCAAUAUUGGAAGAUGAGUACAACAGCAAGAGACUGCACCAAACUGGCCGCUGACGGGGAUUUGGGUACAGGUAUCAAUCCGGUAAACCUUGAAGGAACUUUGGUUGCGGACGAGGAGUG
This is a messenger RNA of Linderina pennispora, 716 nucleotides long. RefSeq lists its product as uncharacterized. Gene Ontology annotation, molecular function: ATP binding; ATP hydrolysis activity; ABC-type peptide transporter activity. Gene Ontology annotation, biological process: transmembrane transport. The transcript has a single exon. Gene Ontology annotation, cellular component: fungal-type vacuole; fungal-type vacuole membrane. The coding region runs from base 1 to 489 and encodes 162 amino acids. NCBI's taxonomy places the organism in Eukaryota, Fungi, Kickxellomycota, Kickxellomycetes, Kickxellales, Kickxellaceae. The record is from RefSeq and is a predicted model, not a curated record.